AUGAGUUGCUACUCAAAGAAGCGAAAUGACCCGCCUCCAUACCAACAACAUCCCACGACUUAUCAACAGACACAGGUUGACGACUUUGCACCACCCACAGGGCCUCCCCCAGGCUGGGGAUGGGGAGAAGUGAAUAGCCUUCCUACUUCUUCUUCUGGCCGGCCUCAGGGCCCCGGUCCUUUCCAACGCCCCAUUUCUAGCCACCAUCCUUCCCAAAGCCACGAUAAUGCUCUUCAGCCCCAAGCCCUCUACUACAACACCGGACAUCUCGCUCCCUAUGGAACGAGCCCUCAGCCCUCCGUUCCGAGCCAACAGCAUUUACAACAACGACCAAACUCUGCGUCAUCAUGGCAUAGUCAAUCAAAUUCACACCCUCCACCUUUAUCGAUGAUAUUCCCUGCUAGUAUGUACACAUGGUGGAAUUCCGACUCCAAUAUGGGCACCUUUAUCGAAUUUGGGAUGGAACCCAAGGGAGAGCCCUUAUUUUCGGGCAAGUUGGGCAUGUCUGAUGGGAAGAUCGCUCUGAGGCGUGACAAAUUCAAGCGCAACGGCGAACAUCUCGGUGAAGCCAAGAUAAAGAGCUCAACGAGUACCAAAUACCUGAUUAAACUACCAAGCGCUCAUGAGGCCGAGUACAACGGCAGUUUUCAGUUCCCCUACAGAGGAAGCAUGGAAUCGUGGAGCUGGGCUGGUACCUCAAAGUCCAUCGGGGACAAGCUCAGUGAUAAAUUAAACCAGAAACUGACAGGCAAGGAAAAGAGCUUGCAACUUGUUGGGGAAACAACUGGCACUGUGGCGGCUACGAUCACGGCUGAGGAGGAUUCGAUGAGUGAUCUAUCAUUGACAUCAAGCAAAAAGCAGAUUGGGCGCUUCGAAUUCAAGGGCCCGGUGCUUUCGGGUGAAUUGGGAAACGAUUUUACGACUCUCGCGAUUAUGGCCUUUCUUAGGGCCAAGCAGCAAGAGGCGGAGAAGCAACUUGUCAAGGCCAUUUUCAAGGGUGUAGGAGGGAUAUAG
Molecule: messenger RNA, 1014 nt
Organism: Clonostachys solani
Lineage: Eukaryota; Fungi; Ascomycota; Sordariomycetes; Hypocreales; Bionectriaceae
Source: the annotation of a GenBank genome assembly